Ipomoea triloba (trilobed morning glory) is the source of this 984-nucleotide messenger RNA. Its product is annotated as B3 domain-containing protein REM20-like. Lineage: Eukaryota; Viridiplantae; Streptophyta; Magnoliopsida; Solanales; Convolvulaceae. The transcript is spliced from 4 exons. Gene Ontology annotation, molecular function: DNA binding. The coding region runs from base 1 to 984 and encodes 327 amino acids. The record is from RefSeq and is a predicted model, not a curated record.
AUGGAGAUGACAGAAACUGGAGAUGGUUUGUGUUUUCAGAACAAUUAUUGGGCAAAAUUUGUGGAAGAUAACUCUAUCACAAAUGGAGAUUGCUUGGUUUUCCCCUAUGGUGGUUAUGGACGGUUUGACUUUGCCUUAUUUGACCAAUUUGGAUGUGAAAAGAUAGUAGUGAGAGAUGCACAACCUCAAGAUAAUAAAGAGGUGAAAGAAGAAAAAGAUGAUGAUGUUGUUGUUAAUGAUAAUGACGACAACGAUAAUGAUGGUGAUGACAAUGGUGAUAACGGUGAUGAUAGCAAUUUUAUUAAUGAAAAGGAUAAGACUGAAGUAGAGAAUUAUGGUUGCAAUGGUGAUGAAGAGGACAAUAAUGUUGUUAUCGAGGAGGAUAAGAAUGAAGUAGAGGAAGAUGAUGAAGAAGAAAUUCCCUUCUCUUUUAAGGAAUCUGUGGGAGUCGUUGUUCCAAAAAAAGUAAAGUUUAGGAAUUGUUUAAAGAAAGUUUGGAGCAUGGAGAUGACAGAAACUGGAGAUGGUUUGUUUUUUCAGAACAAUUGGGCAAAAUUUAUGGAAGAUAACUCUAUCACAAAUGGAGAUUGCUUGCUUUUCUCCUACGGUGGUUAUGCCCUGUUCGAUGAUGAUCACGACAACGUUAAUGAUUAUGGUGACAGUGGUGAUGAAGGUGAUGAUAGUAAUUUUGUUAAUGAGGAUGAUAAGACUGAAUAUAUACCAAUGGAUGUUAUUAAGGACUACAAUAUUGCAUUGCCUCCAACUUUAAUCCUGCGAGACACAAUAGGCCAAGAAUGGAAAUCAAAGGUUAAGAAUUGGAGGGAUGGGAGGACAUGGCUGAGCAGUGAAGGAUGGCAAAGUCUAUGCCGAGUGAACCUUGUUGACAAAGAUGACAUUUGCAUUUGUGAAUUCGUGCAUCAAAAUACAAAUGACAUGUUUUUACAAAUCACUAUUGUUGGAGGACAAACUACAAAGUCAACAUAA